Hydra vulgaris (swiftwater hydra) is the source of this 558-nucleotide messenger RNA. RefSeq lists its product as uncharacterized. The record is from RefSeq and is a predicted model, not a curated record. Lineage: Eukaryota; Metazoa; Cnidaria; Hydrozoa; Anthoathecata; Hydridae.
AUGCAAGAUAUAACUCCAAUCAAGUUUACUUCCUUUUACUGUGGUAGCUCCAAACCUGACAAUUGUGAAGAAUUUUUAAAAGAGUUUUUAGAUGAGUAUUGUAAUUUGGAGGAUUUUGGGUUUAACUAUAAUGACAAAAAAUUUAAUGUAAAUAUUAAAGGGUUUGUUUGUGAUGCUCCAGCACGUCAGUUUCUAAAGGGAAUUAAAGGUCAUACUGGUUAUGAUGCAUGCGAAAGAUGUAAAGUUCAUGGAGUACAUAUUGAAAACCAAAUAGUUUUUCAUGACCUUGAUUGUGAACCAAGGAAAGACCACGGUUUUAAGCAGAUGGCUUAUAAAGGGCAUCAGCUACUAGUAAGUCCUUUAUUAUACUCCAGUGUUCAAUGUACCAAAGAUUUUUCUUUGGACUAUAUGGAUUUAGUUUGCUUAGGAGUUGUUAAAAGAUUGCUUUUAUAUUUAAAAGAAGGCCCUCGUUGUUGCCGAAUAUCAACUAAUCAGUUAAAUGUAGUCUCUGAUUGCAUUGUAUCUUAUUAUGGAAAAACGCCUACAGAAUUUGCAUGA